Messenger RNA from Acanthochromis polyacanthus (spiny chromis), 10791 nucleotides. RefSeq names its product Rap guanine nucleotide exchange factor (GEF)-like 1 (gene rapgefl1). The coding region runs from base 535 to 2532 and encodes 665 amino acids. The transcript has 16 exons. Gene Ontology annotation, biological process: positive regulation of GTPase activity; Ras protein signal transduction. The record is from RefSeq and is a predicted model, not a curated record. Gene Ontology annotation, molecular function: guanyl-nucleotide exchange factor activity. Gene Ontology annotation, cellular component: plasma membrane. NCBI's taxonomy places the organism in Eukaryota, Metazoa, Chordata, Actinopteri, Pomacentridae.
ACGUGCAUGCGCGCUCAGUGUGUCGGGGGCGCGCAACUGCAGCAGAAGGGGGGAGGAACCGUGGGUUCUCCGGUAAUUUAUGCGGAGGGGCGGAGAGAGAGAACCGGAGAGCGACGGGCAGCUGGACCGAGCUGAAGCACCGAACCAGCGCUGAACCUGCACCGACGGAACCCUCGCGGCCCGGAGCGGUUCUUCCCCCGCCAGGUGCGUCGAUCUGCGGCCGCCGCUGUUCAGGAAGCUCCGGGGAGAAGAGCUCCGGUUAGUCGGUGACUCGGAGCUCGAUUCGGGGAGAGAUUUUCAGCAGGAAGGCGGAGAACCAGGACACGCACCGACCCGAACCUGCAGCUCUGCCGCCUCCGAUGGGUUAGAACCGGGCUGGGCCUCCACAGCAGCCCGCCGAGCCUCCGAGCUCACACCUGCGCACACCUGCCCGGGCCGAGCCGCAGCGGCCGGAGGAUGAUGUAGAGCCGCGCCGCCUCCAGCAGCUCCAGCUCCGCAUCGAACCGACCCGAACCGCCCCAACAGCAGCCCACCAUGCCGGCCGGGAUGAAGCCGCUGGAGAAGUUCCUGAAGAAGCAGACCACGGCGCUGACCCGGGCGGGAGGCUUCGUCGGCGGGGUGGCGGACAAGGCCAGCGGCGGCACCGGGGCGUCCCGGCGGAGGGCGAGCCUGUCCCGGGUGGUUCCGUUCUUCAGGGAGACGUCACCGGAGAGCGGCCAGGCCCGGGAGGUGUUCAGCCCUGACAGCGAGGACCCGCCCUCCUGGCCCUCGGCGGCGGGGACCGGUCCGGUCUCGGUGCCCGGCAGCGCCAACAGCUCCGGUUCUGGAGAUGUCCGCAGCCCGUCUCUGUCCAGCGACGAGCAGAGCUCCGAGGCCAGCCUGGUCACCGAGGGAGGAGGGACGCCGCUGCACCCCGACACCCCCGACAACCUGACGCUCGCCGUGCUGGACAGCGUGGCGGGAAAACGCUUCGGACACUGUACAGAAACGCUGCUGGAUGACUUCAUGUUGACACAUCCCAUCUUCCUGACGGCCGACAGGCUCCAACAAGUCCUGCUGCAGCAAUUCAGUUUGGAGGGAGACAGAGGGGGGAGGGAGGGGGAGAGGAGGGAGGAGGGGCGAGGAGGAGGAGGACGAGGAGGUGAUGAAGAUGUGGAGGCGGCCAUGAUGGAUGCAGCAGAGAGGAAGCAGGCGGUGCUGAACGUGGCGUUCAGGUACCUGGAUACCUACAGAGAGCUGCUGCAGGAGGAGGGAGAACGCAGCAACUGCUUCCCUAAGGAGCUGUACCUGUGUGCGGUUCAGGAACUGACAAGGUAUCCUGAACUGGUCGAGGACGUCCUGAAACUGCAGCGAUGGACCGAGAUCUUACACUGCCCCUCUGAGGAGGAGAAGGAAAGCAGGAAGAAGCAGGUCCGUCCGCUGUUCAGACACUUCAGACGCAUCGAUGCCUGUUUGCAGCCCAGAGAGGCGUUCAGGGGCUCCGACGAGAUCUUCUGCAGGGUUUACACUCCAGACCAUUCCUACGUCACUAUCCGGAGCCGGUUGUCCUGCCGGGUAGGAGAGAUUCUGGCUCUGGUCCGGGAGAAGCUGCAGUACAGUGAGGACCAGCCAGUUCUGCCCGGAAACCUCAUCCUGGUGGCCGUGACGUCAGCCGGAGAGAAAGCGGUGUUUCGUCCGAGUGAUGAGGCUGUUUUCACCACACUGGGAGUCAACACUCACCUGUUCGCCUGUGAACCGUCUGAACUGGACUCACUGCUGCCUCUACCUGAAGAGAUCCACUGGAGUCCUGGGGACAGCAAACUACACGACAUGUCAGCUGAGGAGGUUUCUAACCAACUGGUGGUUUUUGACUGGGAGUUGUUCAGCUGUGUGCACGAGGUGGAGUUUGUGUGUUACGUGUUUCACGGUGAACAGUCUCGCUGGCGGCCCCUGAACCUGGAGCUGGUACUGCAGCGCUGCAGCGAGGUGCAGCACUGGGUCGCCACGGAGAUCCUGCAGUGUCAGUCUCUGCCGAAGAGGAUCCAGCUGCUGCGAAAGUUCAUCAAGAUCGCAGCGCUCUGUAAGCAGCAGCAGGACCUGCUCUCCUUCCUGGCCGUGGUUCUGGGUUUGGACAAUCCGGCCGUCAGCAGGUUGAGACUCACCUGGGAGGGUCUUCCAGGGAAGUUCAGGAAACAGUUCCAGCAAUUUGAAAGCAUCGCGGACCCGUCCAGGAACCAUAAGUCCUACAGAGACCUGAUCACCAGCCUGAGGCCUCCUCUGAUCCCCUUCACUCCUCUGCUGCUCAAAGACUUGACGUUUCUUCAUGAGAGCUGCAAAACAUUUCACGGUGAACUCGUCAACUUUGAGAAGAUGCAUAAAGUGGCCGAGAUGGUGAGGAUCAUCAGACGCUACAGGAGCAGUCAGCUAGCCAUGGAUACGGAGACGUCCCCCUCCCACCUCCAGACGAAAGCCUACGUCCGGCAGCUGCAGGUCAUCGACAACCAGAACCUGCUGUUCGACAUGUCCUGCAAGCUGGAGCCCAAAGACACGUAGAGCGAGGGACGGCGAGGACGAAGGCAAGGAAACUUCAACCCUCCUCCCCAACAUCUGCCCGAAGAAACCACCUUUUCGUUCGUACGUUCGGAGCCGCUCGCCAACAAAAACUUGCCGGCGUCCUCGUCCUGCGGCGGCCAUUUUGUCUCCGUGUUUGUCUUUGUUGAAACGUUCGUCUGAGCUGCAGGUCUGGAUUCUAAUAGCCAAUCAGAACCUACAUCAUCGGCUAAAACCAGGCAUCCAAUCAGAAUCCAGACAAUCUGACACCUGACCGACAGACUCUGAGGGUUUGUCUUUCUGUCUUAAUGACUUCCUGCCGUCUUCUUCUGUGGUGUUUUAACUGCAGCCUCAGCGCCACCUGCCGUUUACUGGAUGGAAACACUUAAGUCUGCGUUUCAUUCAUCUGGUAUUCUGGUUAAAAUUCGUGCUAAACUUGGAUGCAUUACGAAGACGUUACCGUCGCCGCUUUGGUCUGUCUUUACCAUCGCCAUGGUUACAGUCUCUAUGCUACUAUUGGACAGUCGUCACAUCAGGUGACAGAAGUGGAUAAAACUGUCGGACUGGCAGAAGAAGCUGCAGUUUGUAUUAAAAUUCAGCUCCUGAGCGUUGAUCCGACUCGAUUCCAGAUUCUGUGCUGCUUCAGAACAAAUCAAAGGCCAACUGAAGAGUUAAAAGUUAGAAUCUGUUCACAUCCAAAAGCAGAAUCAACAAAAACAUCUCAAGACGUUGGAGGCUGCAGGUACAGCAGGUCUGCAAAGAUCCAACCGUGACUCAGUAGAUUUCUGAGGAUUUUUUCUUGCACCUGCAGCAGUUAAUCAGUAAUUUAUGAUUAAAUUAUCUUUUAUUUCAUGCAAAAGUGCCAAAACUCUUCAGGGCUCCAGCUGCUCAGAUGUAAGAACUUUGCUGCUUCUCCUUGUUGUAGUUUUCAAGCAUUUUCAGGCUUCGUUUUUUCACUGAUUCCUGCAGAAACAUGAACCUGUUUAUACUGGAGACGAUCAUCAGCUGCAGCGUUUUUACUGUCAAGUUUCUGCAGAACCAGCCGAGCGGAAAAGCUCCUUGACAGGAAUCACAGAACAUAAAAACGUCUCGACAACCUUCAGCAGAUCUAAAAGCUGCACAAGGACAAACUGCCAAACACGUGGAGAAAAUGUUCUCGAGGACGUGAAGGUUCUUUGAGCAAGGAAUCCGUCGGUUUACCCAGAAUCCGGCUGCAGCAGCUGCUCGUAGGUCCAUCAGGUUUAAAAUCCUUCAAACUAUGACCUGCUAAACCACAAAUAUCUGAUGAGAACGUCAGAUUUCUGGAGUACGAUGCAGACUACAGGAGUUUAGUUUCAUUUAUCCUGUUUCACUACGACAACCAAAAAAGAAGUCACCAAAAAUCUGAAAUGACAGAGGAAAGAAGUUUUGUUUUGAAAGAAAACACUAAAUUUGGAUGAAGAAAUGUUAAAAUUAAAUGAAAAUUGGAAAAACAACCAAGGAAAGACAGAAAAACAUUAUCUCUUUGGUUGAAAACCAUAAAAAAUGGACCAAAAGAGACCAAAAAACAGCCACAGUUAAAUGGAAAACAAUUUUAGAAAUUCGUGAAAUUGAUCAAAAUGCGCAAAAAAAAUUGGUUGCAGAGUUAAAGAAAUUGUGAAAAAUUGCCAAAAGGAGAAAAAAAAGAGACUCAAAAGGUAAGAAAUUAUGAAAAUGACAUGAAAACUCACCAGAAAGUAAAAUAAAACAACCAAUCGUGAUGAAAAACGUGAAGCUGAAUCAGGAAACACUUGAUUUACGAGCUGCUGCUGCUGCUGCUCAGUCCAGGACGGUUCGACCUCUGAGACACUGAAGCAGUUUUCCUGCAGGUGGAACCUUGAAUUUCCCAGUUUACACUCUUGUGGAUUUCAUAUAUUUUUCCAUGAAAGUAAAAACACUUUUCCAUGAAAUACAGACUGACGUUUGGUCUACAAGCUGCGUUAUUCCACUGGUUCGGCAGCGAUGCGUUCACUGACAGUACGACAGUGGAGGACGUUCUGGAUGACAGUGUAGAUGCUGGUUUUCUACCAAACAAUGUCUGAGUUUUUUUUUCCUUUCGGGACUUUGCUGAUGAACAGAAAAACAUCUCACAGUGUUUUAUUCUCCAGCAGGAGGUUCAGAGAUUCACGUCGCUUUAAAGGACCAAACAGUUUACUGCUUUCACCUCAUUUACUGAAGCUUACAUCCUGAAUCUGUCUUAGUUUCUGCCCACUUCUAAUCGAUUAAUCAAUUAGCUGUCAACUGUUGAAUUUAUCACCUAUAUUUUAAUAAUUUCUAAAGGAUAAAAUGAUAAAUCCUCAGAUUCUGUGCAGCUUCUUCAACGUGAAUAUUUUCUGGGUUCUUUCCUCCUCACUGACAGUAAGUUGGAGAUCCACAUUUGUCACCAUUUUGUGGUCUGAACAGGAAAUAGUUUAUUACUAAUCACAAGGAGGAAGAGGAGCAGGGGCAGCAGCGCAUUUUCAAGAAACGCACAGGCAGUAUUUGGCUAAUGUUAAUGCUGUCGUAUUGUUGUAUCAGUCCGACAGCAUUGCAUUAGCAUGGAUAUCUCUGUCUUUGGCAUUUUAAAUGAACCAUAAAGGGUAUAUUCGGAUACCACCACGAGUCCAGCCCUACUAUUAGAAACGCUAAAAAGAAACUAUAAAGAUGUGGAAACAAGAUGCAAAACACAACUGAUAGAUUGAAAAUUCCAAAAAAUGAAGGAAAACUGGCUGCAAAAUGUAUAAAAGCACUUUAAAAGUCACAAUCAAUGACACUUCUAGACUAAACAGCUAAUUGAUGAGUCCAAAAAAUAAGCUGCAGUUUAAUUGUAACAUUUAAACUACCAGGAUGUCAACAGUUUGAAAAAAAAUGUGGUGAAAACAUGUAUAAGCUUCGGUUUGGUCCUUUGAAAAAGCGACCGAACUGAUCGGACUGAUAUCAGCUGAUCGAUCAGCAGAAAGAAACACCUCCUUUUUCUCAGCGUUUGGAUCGAACUCCUCCGACCAAUCGGCUUUCAGGAAGGACUCGACCGCCUCCAACAGAGCUGCCCUCCCAUUGGUCGGCUCGGGUCAAGGUCCGAGGCAAUAACGGGAGCGACGGCGAGCCGAUCGGUCGACUUUCUCGCAUCAACGAAGCACUUUUGCCAAACCUCAGGGCUCAGAGACACGGAGAGGUUUUGUUUACUCUUUUCUUCUCGGUUCAGUAGACUCAGUUGUGUUGCGGUUGAUUGUGUUUGUACAGCUGAUCACACUUCAUAUUUACUCAAUAAUAGAAACCUGCGGAGUUGUUGUUUUUAUGCUGUGAUCACCACCAGGUCUGAGUCCAACCGAGUCCCAAACUUUAUUUACUUUGGGUUUUGACAGUCAGAGCCGUGUGCACUGUAAAAAAACAAAAACACCUCAGCUCAAGUCGUUUUGAUCCAAGAGUCACAUGGUAGAAAAUGUUAUUUAUGAAAAACUAAUGCCCGGAGGAAACCCUACAAAGCUAAUCUACGAUUCUUAGUUGAACAUGCAUGACCUUCUUCUCUAAACUUAUCGGUUCAAAAAAUUCUGUAAAGUUGUCAAUGGACGCAGUUUAUUAACUGAUAAUCAUGAUUUUUGACACUCAGAGCCAUGUGCACUGUGAAAAAAGCCAUAAAAAUCUUUUUUUUUUUUUUUUCAAGUAAUUUUGUUCCAGGAGUCGUGGUAAAAGAUGCAAUUUAUCGGUAAAUAAACUAAGGGAUGAAUAAAUCAACCUGGGAUGCAAACCUUGAUACUAAUCAGCAGCACCGUUCUGGCAAAACUCGGUCCAUUUUAAACACGUAAACUGUGGUCGGAGGUCAUUAAGUAACACAUUAGUCUUUGUCAUGGUGCCCGUUGCUAGCUAAACUCCCACAAUGCUCUCUGCUGACAAAUUAUAGUCUAUAGUCUAUAAAAACUAUAGUCUGAGUGACGCCUCCUCUGGUCUCUACAGUAUUAAACAGUGAGAGGUGGAACAACCAGGUACUACAGCUCAACCAUGAUACAUUUAGUGACAUGCAUGACCUUCUCUUUACCUUAUCAGCUAAUAUAUUUUUAAUCUGUUAAGUUAUUAAUGCAACAGAUUGAUUGAUAGAUAAUGAAAGACUAAUAUAAACCUUGUAUUUUUGUAAAUUUUGUUUUGGGAAAAAUAUUUCCUUAGUUUAUUUUUCUAAAAAAUUGUCAUUUUUCACCACCUGAUCCCUGGGGGCCUCCAUAGGACCUUUCAGAGUAAAAGUUAAAUUCCAACUGACUGGUGCCUAUCUGAACAAGUCAUCUAUUUCCUGUCAGUAACUUUAAUCUUGUUUCUUUUGAUUAAUGUAAAUUUCAAAAUUUACUGAAAAACUAAAGAUCAGAUGUUAAAAGUUUACUGAAACAGCUUUAGAGUGAAACUGUGCAGAUAAUUUCAAGACUGACAACAAAAUGAAUUUCAGACUGAGGCUUGUUUUUUUGCAGUUUACUGAAGAGUUUCACUCCAAGAUGUUUCUGUUCUGCUGAUACUUCAGUAAAAAGUGUAAUUUUAUUGGAAAAUUCUUGAUAUUUUUGAGAUAAUAAGGAAAUGUAAAAACAAAAGUUAAAUAUAGUGAUUUAUUCUAGUUGUCAGUUAAUUUGGUGGAAGUCUUUACUUGCUACGCCACAGAAUUAUUCUAAAAGUAUAUUUUUAUUUAAAAGGAGAGUUUGAGUGGUUUGUCUUUGGGUUGAAGCUCUUCGGUGGUUCAGGUGUUUGUAAAAAGUGUGUGAAAAGCUGUAAAUGUUCUUUGUGCUCAGCUCUGGUGGAACGUGAGACUUUAUCAUCCUCCAUCUGUACCAUAACAUCCGUCUAUAGAAGCUCAGUGAAGCAGAACCCGUCCAGAACCAACAACCAGACCAGACCUGCAGGUUUUAGUCACGAUUCAAGCCUGUUUUAUUUCAGUUCUGUUUAACAACCUGGAUCUUAUUUUCGCAACUUUGAGACUUCAUGGACUUUAGAGAUUUUUGGGUUCUGUUUUUUUUUUUUAAGUAAAGUAAUAAUUUUACCAGAACUGAACCUGCUGUAAAGGAGCAGUCCAACAUUUUCCGUCUGUGGAUUUUAAAUCCAGACUGAUAAAAGUCAGAUCUUUGAAAGUGAGUUUGUUUGAUUCUGGACGGGACAAAACCUUCAACACUUCUCCGGUUUGACAAGACCCUUCGUCCAGAUGGGAAUUUGAAUUCACAAGAAAACGAGUCUGAAACGUUGCUUUCAAACUUCCCUGAAAACAUGAUUUGAACCUCAACAACAUGAGUUUGUAUUUCACUCCAAACAGCACAAGUUAAAGUUUGAUCUCCUAAAAUCAUCAGAUUUACAAGACACAAAUUUUUGUUUGAACUUUCAAGAAAGCAAAUUUGAACUCAAACAGAAUUUAAACCUGAGUUUGAUCAAAGCUCCAACCAACACGACUCUCAAAAACACAAGUUCAGACCUCUCAAAGAACUUCAGACUCACCUGAAACUGAUGAAACAGCUAGAGCACGAGUUUGUCUGGAACUCCAAACAUCAUAUUUAUUAUUGAACUCUCAAAACAUGAGUUUGAGUUCAAAGUACCAAGAAUUUAUAUUUACGCUCAAGUUCCCAAGAUCACAAAUGUAGUUUUUUUCCAAGAAAUUUGAAUUUUCAAUCGUGAAAAUUCAAACUUCAGUGAACACAUGAACUUUCCUGAAACUUCCAAGAACUUCAGCUCAGAUCUCUGACAGUAUGGUUGAAACCAAGAACAAAAGUUUGAUUAGAACUUAAAAGUUCAAUUUUUCAAGAACACAAGUUUUUUUGCUUCCAUCAAACUCCAAUGAGGCUAAACUACCAACAAAGUCCCAAAAACCUGGAGUGUAAACUUGUAGGUUCUUGAGUUUGAAGUUUCUUGAACUUUUAAGUGAUCCAAGUGUAAUUUCAAAGUUAAAUUCACGUCUUUGUGUUUGAAAUCCAAAAAUUUCCGAGUUUGCAGUUCCAACAUCUAAGGUUUCUAUUUCUAGUCUCAGCAGCAGAAGUUCAGACAUGUUGUUUCUGGGUCGCCAUGUUUCUGGUUUGUUUGAAGAACCCGUUUUUUUAUUUCAAACACCCAAAAAUUAAAGUUCAAGUUUAAAUUACGGAUUUCAGUUUGAACUUCAAAGAAGCCAAAUUCUCAAACUUGAACUUUCAGUCAGUACAAGCUUCAGCUAGUUUUCCUCUAAACUGUCAAGAACAUCUGAGGUUUCUAUCUCUCAUCUUGUAAUGCAGAACUUGAGACUCGUUGGUUUCGGUCACUGUUUCCAGUCGGGUUUAAGAACUCGGGUCUUGUCGAGACAGAGACGUUAGCGUUAGCUGGUCGGGUCCAAAGUGUGAAACCCAGUGAAGGUUCUUCUCAAUCAUCUCUAGUCUGCCGGUGGCUCUCAGGACCACUUCCUGGGUGUCGGCGCCUUGUUAUGGACCCCAGCGAAGUUCUGCUGUCGAAACAAAGCUGCUUUACUGUAAACUGACUCAUUUUAACCUGACCCUCCCAUCACAGCUUCUGCUGGGGUCCAUAAUUCAGACGGCUUCCUGGGUCGAAGCCAUCCGCCGCGUCGCCUGUAAGAAAACACUGAGAAAAUAAGAUAUGUAAAUACUGCAACCCUGUAAAUAAGCAAAUACUAACGGAGACUCUAUUUUAUGUAUGAGCGGAGCGAGAGUGGCGCUAACUCAAGGAGAAACCUUUGAUUUGGUGUUUUUUUAUUUGUGUAAAGCGACGACAGAAAGAGAAAGAAAUGAAUUUCUGACUUUAUGAAUUGUACAGUCGAAUCUCCUCAGUUUGAUCGUUCUGUUUUCUAUCUGAAGCUUCUGGUUGUUUCUGUUUAUUUUUUUUGUACAGAAGUGGUUGUUUACAUCCAUUCAAGUCCUUAUUUCUGUGAGACAACAUGAUUGGAGCAGAGGUCUGGCAGGGGGCGGAGCCACGUGAUAGGGGCGGGGCCUCACUACAAACAAACUUAAAACUAAAUCUUGACCUUGUGAAGCUGAUUUUAACACAAUUGGAGGAUUAUGAUUGUAAUUAAUGAAAUAUGUUAUUUUGAGAGAAAUUUGAGCAAAAAAAUCUAAAUUGUGUGACAUUACAGAAGUCUUUUUUUGACAGUGUAUUUUUUUGAUUUAUUUAAAGAUACAAAAAUCAUUUUAUUUUUAAUUUUAUUUGAAUAAUGACAAAAGGGAAUAUUUUAAGAAACAAUAUGGGAAAUUUAGUCAUUAUUUUACAAUUCAAGAAUCAAGCUGUAAUUUUAUGAGAAACAACUAAUAUAAAUGAAGCUAACUUUAUUAGAGUGGAUUAGAGAAAUAUUUAUUAGAAAGUCACAAUAUUUCACAUUGUGGUUAAAAUCUGAGCUGAACAAAUGUAAUGUGAAAUAAUUUCCUAAGAAAAUGUCAUUUUAAAAAAACUAACAGAAUGAUGUGUAAAUAUAGUUUUGCUAGAAAACAAAUCAUAUUUUUAAGUUGAAACAAAUGACAAUAUAAUUCAAGAAAAAUUCUUUACAUUCCAAAAAAGUGGAACAAACAAAACCAAUGUUAAAAAGUGAUUCAGGCAGAAAAAUGUGAGUAUUUUAAAAGUAAAGUUUGAAUUUUGUGUUAAAAUAAAGUUACAUGAUAAAAACUUGAAUGACGAUAAAGUCUUUACAUUCCAGAAAAAAAGGGAACAAACAUAAAUAAGUCUGAAGCUAUUUGUAGUAUUAUUAAAUGUGUUUUAUUUAUUUUCUAUCAUGAACAAAGUUUUGUUGUUUUUGAUUAUUAAAUUACUUUAUGAAUGUAUUAUACUUCUCAUAAAAUAAUAUUUCUAUACUUAAAGUGUGACUUUUUAAAAGUAAAAUAACAUUUUUCCAUUUUACAACUUUUCUCCUUAAAUGUCACCCUUAUGUCGAAUUAUUGAACAUGUCAGUUAAUUUCCUCACAAAAUUACAGCUUUUUUCUGGAUGACUUUCAUUGAUUUGAUGGAUUUUUAAAAAUAGAAUUAUUUGUUUUUCUGAAACUGACCACCAUCGUAUUGAAACCAGUGAAAUCGUAUUAAUGCACUUUAUCCUGAGCUGAUGUUUUGGAGUUUUUGGAAAUUUUUCUUUAAAGUGAUGACAGUAUUCUAGAAUGACACAAAUCUGUGAUAAUGUGGAUUUUAUUUCAAAAAUGAAACUGUUUAAUGCAGAGACUGGACUUAUGGAAGUUUAUUGAUCGUCUUACUGUAAAGGUAUUGAUCAGAUAUCGGCUGUUCCUCCUGCAGACCUGUGCUCCCCCUGCUGUCACACUACAGACACUGAAAUAAAACCUCUGGACAACA